UUCAUAAAGUUUUCAUAUGAGAUAAAUAUAUAUAGUUGGAAGCUAUAAUGCUUUAGAAUGUGCAAUAAGAAAUGCAUUGACAGGAGUGUCCGUAAACUUUGAAAUACUUAGUUGCCUUAUUAUGACACUAACCCUUAAUAGAAUAGAAGUGCAUUAUGUAGAUAGAAGAUCUUAAACAAGAAAAAAGAGAUUGAUAAAAUGUCUGUGUGUGUGUUUUGAUUAUCUGUCUGAGUGGUUUUUUAUUCACAUCACAGUAACAGAGUCAUGAAGGAAUCCAAGCUAGCAAAUGCAUCAGAAGGCGAAUUAGAUGGGGUUGAUAUGAUGAGUAAGUUGCCGGAUGAUAUUCUUCAAUUGAUUCUUUCACGUAUUCCAAGUACCGAAGAAUUAACACGAACCAGCAUUUUGUCGAGACGAUGGAGGUAUUUGUGGACUUCAAUUCCCUCUAUAGACAUAGAUUUUACCCGAGGAGUGGGUCUCUCAUAUGGAUUUCUGAUAUUGAAAAGUGACGUAUUUAAAGAGUUUGUGGAUUGGGUUUUACUAAACAAACCUCUCGUUUUGGAUAGUUUUCGUUUAUGGUGUGCGAGUUGCUGCAAUAUGUCGACCAUACGGCGAUGGAUUCAUGCCGCUGCUGUGAGAAAAUUCAAACUGCUUGACAUGUUGUUUCGCCCAAUAGAUGAUUCUGAGGAUAUUGAGAUGCCCGAUUGUCUGGUGGCUUGCGCUUCGCUUGAGGUAUUAAGGUUGCAUUUGAUGAGAGGUCCUCCAAGUGUGCCCAAAUUUACAGGGUUUCCGGCACUUAGGGUUCUUGAGCUGAACGAUGUUGAUUUAUUGAAGGAUGAUUUAGUAAAAUAUUUUCUCGAAAGCUGCCCAUUGCUUGAGGAUUUGAGUUUGAUAGAUUGCCCUGCCUAUUCUCUUGUUAUUUCAUCUCCGAUGCUCAAGAAUCUGAGAAUUGAUACCCAAGAACUAGUUGAUGAUGAUGGGUACGUUGAGGAGGGAUUAGAUAUAGAUUGGGCCAUGUGUCUAAGCCUUGAGAUUUCUUGCCCAAAACUGGUGUGUUUAACGUUAACGGGUUAUGUAGCUACGGAGUUUCUCUUUAACAAUCUAUGUUCAUUGAAGAAAGCUGUGAUUUACGCUGAAGAAUUGUUUGAAGUUGAGGAACCCAUUUAUGAUUUGUUUUAUGACAUGCGUCAUGUGGAAUCUUUGUCGAUCAGCCUUCGCUCUGUUGAACAGAUGGGCUUUAGAGAUGAUGAUGACCCUAUAUCUCUACCUAAUCUCAAGACGUUGGAGCUUACAGUUGAUGCCCUACAUGUACUCAUCCGAUUUCUCACCUGUCUUCCAGAUCUGGAGUAUCUUCAUUUGGUUUUUCCAAAGAAUGUUUAUGGAUUGGACAAGUGGAAUCAAGAUGAAGCUACACCUGAAACAAUGAGCAUCUUGACUCGUCAUCUGAAAAAGGUGGAGUUUCUUGAAUUCCAAGAAAAUAAGCCUGAACUAAAUUUAGCCCGUUCCUUAUUGGAGCAUGGAAAUGAAUUGGAGGAAAUGGUUUUCAGUUGGAGUGAUGAAGCCAAGUUCCAUGAGAGGUCAAUGGAGACUAUGAAUCAAGUCUCAGAAUUUCACAAGGCUUCUUCAGCUGUCAAACUUACAGGUGUGAUCAACCUAAACCAACUCAACCCAUGGCUGGGCCCAAAAAUACCAGAAUUCGUCCUGAUUCAAGUCGAUUCCAGCUCAUGAAUGAAGCUCGUGAGAUUUGUCAAAGUUACAUUUUUUGUUUUUCCCUAUUAAUAUAAUACCUGUAUCGAUUACACCCCUACUCAAACUCAUGACUCUACUGAUGUUAGAAGCUUUGCGUUAAACACUUAAACUGUGUAAGUAGUAGAAUGAAUAUCUUUUCAUGUUAUGGGUAGACCAGAUUUCUUGGUUCGUAAGGGUGAUUUUUGGAGGGGGAAGUCGUUCUUUUGUUCUUUUUGAAAUGACGUCUAUCAUAAUCCUCUUCAUUAAGGAAUUUUGUGAGAGAUAUUAAAUGUUGGGUUAGAUGAACACAGUAACAGCAUACUUUAGUUCAAAACUCCAAAUUCUAUUGGUUAAUCAGGGAAAUUCUCAGAUUAACCAUUAUUUCAACUUUUUUACACAAGUCACUAUUUUAUUUUUCUUUUUAGAAAAAUCGUUGAUAUUUAUAAAUAUUUUCAAAAGAACCAUUGUUAACCUGUUGUAGCCCCUUGAACCCGGCCCAAAACAUAUUAGAAAUCAACUCAAUUCAAGUUGAGCCGAGUUUGUGCUUGAGCAACUUGAGUGUUAAACCAGUUGGCCCUUGAAGCUCGUGAGCUUUGUAAAGCUACAUUUUUACCCUUUUUGUUACAUUGUAUCACCUCGACUCGGAUUGAUC
Lactuca sativa (garden lettuce) is the source of this 2377-nucleotide messenger RNA. Its product is annotated as F-box/FBD/LRR-repeat protein At5g56420. NCBI's taxonomy places the organism in Eukaryota, Viridiplantae, Streptophyta, Magnoliopsida, Asterales, Asteraceae. Gene Ontology annotation, molecular function: protein binding. The record is from RefSeq and is a predicted model, not a curated record.